UCACAUUAUACAGAUAUCACAUUAUUUUACAUACAAUUACCCAUUUUUACAGUUGGGUUUUUACUGGAGCAAUCUAGGUAAAGUACCUUGCUCAAGGGUACAACAGCAGUGUCCCCCACUGGGGAUUGAACCCACAACCCUCCGGUCAAGAGUCCAGAGCCCUAACCACUACUCCACACUGCUGCCCAUACUUACAUACUUAAAGUACGAUUUAAUUAGCCGUUUAAAUUAUAUAUUAACAUAAAAAAGUAUAUGCCGUGUUAAGUACUUUAUUGAAAUGUAAUCAAAUGAUCAUCCGUGUUACUGCUUGUAAAUCACAAACAUCAGCAUCUGAAAAUAGUACUAUUAGUACUGGUAAUUGGCUAGCUGUUUGAGAUUGUUUGUUUUGCUUAGGGUUCAUAGGAAUCAUGGUAUGGGUGAGAAUGCAUUGAAGAAAGGAUAUUAACGGGGGCUUGUUAUUGUCAAUCACAGUUUACACAAUGCACAUCUGUGAUUGAAUACAACGCUGUCUGCCUUCUUUCAUAGCACAACAGUAAGUUGAUCUAACUGCAACAAAAAGGUUCCAGACUUCUAUUGCGGUGCCUGUCCGAUCACAGGACGAACCGUUUUUAUCACUUAUUCAAUGAGAAAGAAAAUGCUUUCUUUUUAUCUGUAGAGCUCUGUAAUCUGUUACUGCAGGCUCCUACAAGGACUGACUUCUCCCUGUUCCGUACCACACGCUAUCAACAUUGCAUCUGCCCUGGACAAUGGAGACUAGGGGAUGUAGAGCAGAGAUAUAGUAGCAUGAUUAGAGUCGAUCUAGAAGAUAAAAAUGAGUGCCAUUGAUAUAACUGAGAUUCUGGAUUACUUGGAAGAGAUGAAUUUAACGGAACAAGGAACAGAUCAUUCUUUCAGCAACAGCGUGGAGCACAACUUCAUAGAGACACUAGUGUGCCCUCACAGCUUCAACAAGAGUGCAGUCCUGUACACCCUGUCCCUGUUCUACAUCUUUAUCUUCAUUAUUGGCCUCGUGGCCAACUCUGUGGUGGUGUGGGUGAACCUGCGUGCCGAGAGGAACCGCUACGAGACGCACCUGUACAUCCUGAACCUGGCAAUCGCUGACCUCUGCGUUGUGGCCACCCUCCCCAUAUGGGUGGUCUCCCUGAUCCAGCAUGGCCACUGGCCCUUCGGCGAGGUGAUGUGCAAGAUCACCCAUCUGAUCUUCAGUGUCAACCUCUUUGGGAGCAUCUUCUUCCUCACCUGCAUGAGCGUCGACCGCUACAUCUCUGUGGUCCUCUUCGGGGACUCCAACAGCCGCAAGAAGAAAGUUGUCCGUAGGCUCAUCUGUAUCUUCGUGUGGCUACUCGCCUUGGCAGCCUCCAUCCCCGAUACCUACUACCUCAAAACAACUAUCAACCCAAUCAGUGAGGAAACCUCCUGCCGUCCUGCUUACCCAGGGCACAGUUUCAGGGAGUGGAUGGUCGGGAUCCAGCUCAGCUUUAUUGUCUUGGGCUUUGCCAUCCCGUUCCCCGUCAUCGCUAUCUUCUACAUCCUCCUGGCCAGGGUCAUCUCUUCCUCCAGCGACCAAGAAAGGAGGAUCAGUCGCAAAAUCAUCUUUACCUACAUCGUGGUCUUCCUGGUCUGCUGGCUGCCCUAUCAUGCUGUGCUUCUGAUAGAUGCCUUGUCCCUCCUCAACGUGCUACCCUUCAGCUGCGAACUGGAGAACUUCUUGUACGUGGCCUUGCACUUCACCCAGUGCUUCUCGCUCAUUCACUGCUGCGUCAACCCCGUCAUCUACAACUUCAUCAACAAGAACUACAGGUAUGACCUCAUGAAGGCUUUUAUCUUCAAGUACUCCACCAAAACUGGCCUGGCCAAACUCAUCGAUGCCUCCAAGGUAUCUGAGACAGAGUACUCGGCAGUGGAGAACAACCAACCACUGUGAGAGCCAUUGUCCACUUUGGAAAGACUGAGCACAGUAGCUUUGGAAAGUCACAAAACGUAUAUACAGUGUGCUAGAUAUAGUCACAAAACGUAUAUACAGUGUGCUAGAUAUAUAUAUAUAUUUUCUUUUCAUGGUGAACGUGAUCACUUUUGUACAAUUUUAAUAAGGAGAAGUGUUAUGAUGAUCAGUGAUGCAUAAUUGUGGCACCCUAUAAAGAAACAAUGUAAAAUAUGUAAGGACCAAAUGUAAAUAUGUUCUGUUUUUUAAUAUAAGUAUUAAUAGAAAUUCUUAAUGACAAGUAACUGACAUUUGCUCCAAAACUGACAUGCUGUCCAGGUGGACUUUAGCAUUCCUGAUUACACUGGGGACAAAGGAGCAAGCAAUCGGUAUUAAGUUCUCAUAGUUUAUAUUUACAGUAACUGCUCUUGGUAUAGCACGAAUGGGGAAGAGCAGAACUGGAGUUAAGAAUAAAUGGAUGUUCUCAUCAAGCAUUGCUGUAAGCUGAUAGAUCAGUAACUUAUUGAUCAUGUGUCGUUAAAAAAUGCAGUUUAAUCUAUAAAAUAAAACUUUCCAGGCAAACCAAGGCAAAGUAUAAUUCACAAAACAGACAUUUUUUGUUUUUUUUAAAUAAAAUGUUCACAGUUUUAGGACGGACACAGUCAUGUUCUCUAUUUUAUUUGAAUGUUGCUUAGUGUAUAUUUAAUAGGAGCGUGCCUUAUAAUAACUUUAAAGUAUUAUUAGAUAUUGAGCUAUUUAUAUUCUUCCUAUGGCAGAAACCUUUUCCAAGUGUAUUUUUUGUUUUGUUUUGUAUUUGCUGUUCUUCUAAAUUGUAAUUAUGCUUGUUGUGCAGUAGCUUUGAGGCAAUAUACAGUGUUACAUAAAAUGAAGAGUCUUUUCCUUGUGCUUCAUGCUCUAUAAUGGCUAGGAGAAUAACAUCUUUGCUACCAUCCCUUCUAUAACCCGUUCAGAUUACAGUCACUUAUAAUUAUGCAAAUGCAGUAUGCUGCACUACUUCUUGCAGUAUACUUUCUUUUUUCUAAUGUUCUGUACAAACUGUUUAUUUGACAUAUUAAAUCUGCUGUUAAUAGUACUAUAUUUUUCUAAUCUGUUGACUAUAAAGUGUCUUUUUUGGUACACUGGAGUUAUUUUGCUUUGUUUUUUUUUCGUGGUUGAGGCUUGUUCAAAGUAUAAAUCAGUUCAAAGUUUCAGUACAUCUGCAUGGUUUCUGUUAUAAGCAGUGUGUUUUUUACCUGCACUGGUGUUGGAAUAAGAUACACAGAAAUGUUUUACACUCAAUUUUUAUUAUAAAAAAAUACAAACCCAUUUAUUCAUAAUUUUUCGGUCAGUUCACUUUCUGUUUGGGGAUGCAGAUUUCUACAAUUACAGAUUUCAAAGCAACUCUAAUUAAUGAAAGUAAAUGCAGAGUUCCUGUAGUGGUAGGGAGAACACUUUGUACAUUUACCUUCCAAAUGUAACAUUCUGGACAGUGUGCCAGUCUGGCCCUGGGUACAGUAUGUACUGUACAGUACGAAAUCUGAAAAGAGCUCUUUUUCUCAGUGCUAAUGAAGCCUUACCUGGCAUCAUUGUGUUUGAAUUACUGUAUUAAUGAAGGCACUUCUGUUGGUCAGAAUAACAAGUCAAGUGGUUCAGCUAUCUGUUCUGUACAAAGUCUAUUAUCAUCAUUAUGCAGUGAACCCUUUAAAUGCCAUCUUCAAACUGUACCGAAUUCCCCACAUAAUGUUAUUAAGGAUUCUGGACUCUGUGUGUGUCAGUCACUAGAACUGUUGGCCCAAACAACAAACAGCAGCUUAUUGCAAAAGCUGGUGAAGAAACCAUUCAGGAAUGGAUAUGUUGUAUUUGCCUUUUACACACUCAUUUUUAAAAAUAAAUAUUUUAUGUAUGCAAAGUAA
Molecule: messenger RNA, 3834 nt
Organism: Acipenser ruthenus (sterlet)
Lineage: Eukaryota; Metazoa; Chordata; Actinopteri; Acipenseriformes; Acipenseridae
Product: atypical chemokine receptor 3-like
Exons: 2
Coding region: 812-1924 (370 amino acids)
Biological process (GO): G protein-coupled receptor signaling pathway; angiogenesis; chemotaxis
Cellular component (GO): membrane
Molecular function (GO): G protein-coupled receptor activity; coreceptor activity; chemokine binding
Source: RefSeq, a predicted model, not a curated record